This is a messenger RNA of Diceros bicornis minor, 786 nucleotides long. It is a transcript of the gene ISX, whose product is annotated as intestine specific homeobox. Lineage: Eukaryota; Metazoa; Chordata; Mammalia; Perissodactyla; Rhinocerotidae. Gene Ontology annotation, biological process: regulation of transcription by RNA polymerase II. The record is from RefSeq and is a predicted model, not a curated record. Gene Ontology annotation, molecular function: RNA polymerase II transcription regulatory region sequence-specific DNA binding; DNA-binding transcription factor activity, RNA polymerase II-specific. The transcript has 5 exons. The coding region runs from base 1 to 786 and encodes 261 amino acids.
AUGUCGGCAGCCGUCUUCCCUCCUCCUACUCCCACCCCAGAAUCCCCCCACAGAGUGUGCCAAGGCCCUGCUCUCGGCGGGGGUAUGGAGAGGAAGAACUCGGGGUGCUGUGAGGCCCCAAAGAAGCUAGGCCUGUCCUUCUCCAUCGAGGAGAUCUUAAAGAGGCCCACCGAGAGGAGCGAUGUGGUCAGGGCGGAAGGGGCAGGUGGAGGGGGCGCCAGGCAAGCAGCAGCCACAGCCUCCAGGCUGGAGAGACCUCGGCAGGACCAGCCCCAGGAGCAGAGGAGGAGUAAGCGGAGGGUCCGGACCACCUUCACCACAGAGCAGCUGCGUGAGCUGGAGAAGAUCUUCCACUUCACCCACUACCCAGACGUCCACGUCCGCAACCAGCUGGCGGCCAGGAUCAAUCUCCCAGAACCUCGGGUGCAGAUCUGGUUCCAGAAUCAGCGAGCCAAGUGGCGGAAGCAGGAGAAGAUCAGCAGCCUUGCGGCUCCGCAGCAGCUGAAUGAGGCCGACGUGGCCCCGGCCACGAAUCUGGAUGUGGCUGGCCCCGUGCUGCCGCCCCCUGCACUGCCCAGGCUGGCUCCUCCCACCACGUGUUAUCCACCGGCUCAAGGUCAGCUGGCCCCUGCCUGGUUCCCUGCCCGGAUCACCCUCCUCCCACACCACCCAUGGGAGACACAGCCUCUCCCGGGCCCUCUCGUCCAGCAGACCUGCAUCCCAGUGCUCCACUUCCUUCCACCUCCGCACCCCAAAUGGGGCGGCAUCUGUGCCACUUCAACAUAG